Acanthoscelides obtectus is the source of this 5438-nucleotide messenger RNA. The record is from the annotation of a GenBank genome assembly. Lineage: Eukaryota; Metazoa; Arthropoda; Insecta; Coleoptera; Chrysomelidae.
CUUCUUUCAAAAAUUCGUUUUUUUAAUAAACAUUUUAAUAAUUUUUUUAGACAAAUUUAUCGGAAUUUUUUGAAAUUUAACAGAUCCAAACGUAUUGAUGGAAAUUUAGAUAAAUUGAUUUGGGAAAAAUGAUUUAACAAAAUCACAAAUGGUCAAUUGUGUAUUUUAGGUUUUCAAACACCUUUCUUGUAUUAAAUUUAAAUAUCAAGCUUUAUCUGUGCACGCGAAAAUUCUACAAAUGUGCCUGAAUAUUUAUCGAUAUUUUAAAGAAAGUCGACAUAUUAUCAGAAAAACCUAGACCACCUUUAAAACGAAGAAUUAUCGAAUUUAUGUUUACAUGAACCAUACUUCUCAGAAUUGGCCGAGGAAUCACUGCCGCUUGAAAUCUGAUCUGAUACAUUGAUAGAUCUCUUUAUUUUUCAUAGUUCAUUACAAAGCACGCGUGAUUCUACAUCCAAAUCAUUAUAGCACAAUUUUUUUUUUAUAUUGCGAGUAUGAAGCUUGAAAAAAUCUUUGCACAUUUCAAACUUUUGAUUCUUGGAAAUCACUGCUGUUUAUGAAAUGAGAGACUAACAUUGAAGGGGUUAUUUUUCACUAUAAUAAGGAUCAAGGAUAUUUUAUCGUUUAGUGGUUUUGAUGAGUUUAGUUACCAAGUGAUUUUUAACACGUUUCAUUUUAAUCUCAAAUAAAGCGGCCUUACAAAAUUCAUAAAACAACGAAAUAUUAGAAUAGUCGAAAAAUAAUGCAUCGAAUAGAUGUUUAGGAAAAAAUAUUCACCAAAUCGACUGGUGAAAAUGUUUUUAAACUUAACUGAAGGACAUGCUAUAUGCUAUAGGCGUUCAGAUUGUCAGGCAUAUAUCCCAAGUAUAAAAAAUGCCAAAAGGAUUGACUCCGUACUUCUCAUGCAUUGAUGUGAACCUAUUUCAUAUAGUUGCAAUUCAGAAAUACAAUAGAAAAUAUGAGUUCUUAAAUGUAUCACAUAAAUAAUUCUCUUGCAAUGAGUUUAGAAAUCCCUAGCUACAAAAGCAAAAAUGAGAUUUGAGCAAAAUUGAAAUUUAUCUGUUCUUUACAACAAGGAAUUUCUGAAUAUCGGAGAUUGUCAAAUAGUCAUCCAAUUAAUGAUGUUACCUAGCAUUGUUGGAAAGAACCGUGUGGCGCUUGAAAAAGUAGUAUAUGUAGAAGCUUUUUAAACAGUUUAAAAUCAUGAUGUGGUGAGCUGGCAUCUAUUCUAUUUUUGGCUUUCAUUUUUUCAAUACAUUUCCUGUAGUAAAAAUAUCUAUAAUUGGUUUUGGAAACCCAUGUACUACAUGUAUGCAAUAUAAUAAUUAAUGAGCCUAUUAAUUACCCUUUUCGUUGUAACACAUUUAAAAACACAAAUUCUAAAUAAACGUCCAGUGAAAAAGAACAUCUUCACUCCAGAUUUCACGAUACUGGGAAAUAACAAGCGAAAAUAAAUCUUUCAAUCUUCCCGAUUUACAAAUUGUGUAUACAGUAAAAUUCUAAAUUAACCAUUUGGUUUUCCUGCUAAACACUCAUUUGCGCUGUUCUAUUUCAUACGGAACUUUACCAGUACAGUUUUUACUAGUGGGGGCGGAAUAUUGCUCUGACGUCUGCAUGAUAUAUUUUUGUUUUAUGAUCCAUGUUGGUUGUGGAACCUGUACAGACACAUGUAUAUUUGUUUGGAAAUUGAGAGUUUCACGUUAACCUUGCCAGAGGUCAUUCACGGAACAAUUUGAAUAAAAUACGUCCGAAUAUUGAUUACAUAUUCGACCUGACGAUAACCAACCAUAUAUUAUGAAAGAGUAUCAUAACACAAAUAUGAAUUUAGAAUUCUACUUUGAAAACAGUAGGACUGGUCCUUCUAUCUUAUUGAUGGCAUUAGGAUUUUCAAUUCCUUUUGAGCCUUUCUUAAUGAAUGCCUAAAGACACUCAAUUAAAAUAGGCAUUAGAGAUGCCAAAAAAGAACUGAAUCUCCCAGCGCCAUCUAUGAGAUAGUAGCAGAACACUUAACUCUUUUCAAAGUGGUUUUUCAAUUUAGUUUCUUGUUCUGCUACAGUUUCAUGGAUGGCGCUAAUGUCUUUCAGUUCCUCUUUUGAACGGCAACAGUAUGUGGCUGGUAGAAUCCGUAAAUCAAUGAUUCCAAUAAGUGUAAUGUGUGAGAAAUAUAGAGUCAUUCCAGUCACCAUUUUUCCAUUACAGAAUGAAUGAAAUGAAUCUCGACAUUUGAAUCUAGUUCUAAAUAAAUAGAGUGAACAAGGCGAUAAACAUUAAAACCUACAAUCUCGCGAGUGCUAGAACUCUCCCGCGAUGUCCUACCUCCGCAAACAUCACCAAGGCUCCUCAGGGAUGCUCUCCUCAUCUACUCCAACCCCGCCCAGUCGAACGCACCGGUCGCAGUCCCGCCCGCGCAGUCACUACGGGGGCGGAGUCACAUCCUCAUCGUACUCCUCCCCGUACAGCUCAUGGGCGGGGCCAGGCAGCCACGCCUCAUCGGCUUCAGCCUAUCAGAGCCCGUAUUUUCCGAACGGCUACCGAGGCAGCGCUGGCGGUUACGCGAGCUUGGCCAUCCCCGCCAAAUCGGUGUUGCAGACGUUGAGUAAGAAGUACGAGAACGCGAGCGUCAAUGGAGGCGGGGCACAUGUCAGUAGGCGGGACAGACUGGGCAGGGCAGGGAGUUACAGAGAGAGGUCGCUGUCGAGGUCAUCCAGGGCGUCACCGCUGUCGUCGACGUCUAUGGGAUCCAGGUCCAUCAGUUUGACAUCGUUGAAUUCCGAAGGAUACGUUAGUGGUUCUGAGCGAAGCAGCAGGUCCCGACUGAACAGUACGUCAGAUAUUCGAAACGAAAAUGGCGAGAUCGACUAUAAAAAACUGUACGAGCAACAAUUAGCUGAAAACGACAGGCUAAAAGACAAGCUUAGGAAAUCCGAAGAAGAACUUAGGGACACCAAGCAAACGCUUGAGAAACUCAAUGUAGUGACGAGUAAGAAUUCAUUGUCCGAGUUAGAAAAACGAGAAAGGAGAGCGAUGGAACGAAAACUUAGCGAAAUGGAAGAGGAACUUAAGCAAUUGCAAAAACUGAAAGCAGAGAAUGAACGUUUAAAGGCAGACAACAGGUCCCUUACGCGCGUCAUCAACAAACUUACCAACUCUGCGAAAAAAUAAACCUAGAAAACCUACGAUCAGAAAACCAGAGGCUGAAAGAUGAAAAUGGAGCGUUAAUCAGAGUAAUCAGCAAACUCUCAAAAUAGCAUAGGUUUUAUCAAUAAUUAUUUAUCAUAGUAUCAUCUACAUCAUCGUUAACGACCGAUAGCAUUUUUUUUCGUUAAAUGUAAAAUAUUUAUUGUUAGAUAUAUAAAUAUUGCGAGAGGUCUCCUUCCAGUAGUUCGGAAAAGCAUCAAGCAAUUUCAUAAUGGAUUUAUAUACUCGUAAACUAGAUAACAAUUCUAGUUGAGAACUGAGAUGAUUUCGGCGGUCAGGCUUCAUCCCAUUAUGGAGAUUACUUGCUUAUGCCAUCGAAGAUCUUAUUACUGCAAUAUUGGUGUCCUUAUCUAUAGUAUUUAAUGAACAGAAUGAAAUCAAAACGGCCAGAGAAUAGGUAAUUUUGUACUACAAUUUUGGCGACAGAAAUGUUUUUGGUAAUAUUGUUGGAUCAUAAUGAUAUGUUGAAAUUGGCGUCAUGAUAGGGCAGGAGCAUUUGCCGCGAUUUUGAUAAACCCGUUUGUUCGAAAAUCUUGUGUGAAAAAAUAAUAGAAACAAUUUUGUUCGGAGUUAUUAUUCAUCAUUUUGACGCUAUGAAAAUUUGUCAUAUACUCACUACGUUACAAGAAAUUUAAGGGUGCAGAUACAUGUAUAUUUUCGCUUUUAUAUCGUAGUAUGCGGGGUGCGGAGUAAGUAUCGCGACUGUUUUGGUACGAAUUUUCAACUUUUGCUCCUUGUAUUCAAGAACCAUCAAGAUGUCGAAAAAAACGUAAACAUUUUUUAUAUCAAAUUUGACUUUGGAAAAUAAUAAAUUAGUAGUGUUUUUUAGUCUCAGAUUCUUAGUUUAGCCAUUAUAAGCAGAAACAUCAUUACCUGUACCGUUACCCUUUGAUUUCUCGUAAUCUGCUGACCAUACGGCAAAUUCUUAUAUAAGCUAAAUGAUGAAGAAUUUAAGUCCCUGCAAAAUUGUUUCUAUUACUCUUUUACAUAGGUUCGUUCGGUUUCGAGAUUUUUGAACAAACGAUACCACCAAAAGAAUUAACUGUUGCCCAAAUUGUAGGAUUUCCUUAUAAAAAAAUCUCCCUAGUUCUGGGCGUAUCUUAGAUAGCAUAAUAUCGUGUUACAUAUCAAUGAAAUUGUGUAAACGCUGUUCCGAACAUGGAACACGAGCGAUUGAUCAACCGUCUUUUUUACAUUUUAGUAUUACCGUUUGUAUUUUCUGACAAUAAACAUAAAGAAACAUAGACUUAGAAAGGCAUUCUCUCAUAUCUGUAAUUUCUCCUUCUCUAAUGUGUGAUAUAUAUACCGACCUAUAUACUACUAGCAUCGAAGUUUUAUCAUUCAUUGCCAUGUUUAGAUACUUAACACAUACACGUAAGAGAACAAUGAUCAUUUCAGUAGGAGUCUUUUUUGAUGUUAUAUCAAACAGACAUUGAAAUAUGCACUUUUGUCCACGAAUAUGGGAAUAUUAAAUGGAAAACGAUCGAUUGGUGUCUGCAAAGAAAGUGCAUUGGAGUCAAAAAUGCUGAUUUUUCGAUCAAGAAAUCUUAUGAUGAACCAGAAUGAAAAUUUUUGCAUAAUGUUGUAGGGGUAUGGGACAAAGCGGGAAAGUCGGAAAUGUAAGUGGAGGUUAAAAAGCAGGUGCAAACUUUAAGUUGUGAUUUGCGUAUGUAUUGUUUACGUAUAAAACAAAGUACGUGCAAAAAGCAGGAGGUAUAUUGCGAAACAAAUUUUACGUGUCUACAAACGAUAUUUCAAUGUUUGUUUGAUGAUUCCUGUUAAAAAGAUACCUAUUUCAGGCAUUGGCUUUUAUUACUCCAGUCAAUAUAGCGUAUUUAUAAAUUCGAAGCAAAAAGUAAUGGAGUGAAUUUUUAUGCAUUUAUGCCCGACUGUACCGCCUUUCUCAAAUCUACUACUCAGCAAAGGUGAUCUGAAUGUUAAAGUCAAUCUAGGAUCGAACUUUUGUUACACCACUCCGAUUUUGUGAAAACUUAGCUGACAUCUGACAACGAUACAUCCAUGGAGCUCAUAUACCAGGAGAAACUACGGCGACGCUGUUCGUGCUGUAAAAAAGACCCCGAAACUUGGCGCCUUAAGUAUCAGUGGUGCUUUAACAGGGAUGUUAGGGGAUUUUCCUCCAAAUCUGGGAGAUUUUUACUUGUGGAAUUUUUUGGGGAUAUAAUGUUCUGGGGGAAAUCACUCAUAAAAAGUUUUAUCAAAAAAAAAACAGAUACCUGCAG